AGAGCGCACCACAGCUCGUACCUUCUUCAGCCCUCCGCAUAACAGUUUCCAUGUCUGAGUGGACGCGUACCGACACAGAUGGUUUCAUUACGGUAUCCCGCUGUAUGCUGACCGAAACUACAGUUCUCUAGGAAAGAUCUCCCCGUGUUACCGGUUGAGUUUUUGGAUGCGCCAUGCAAUCUCGCUGGUUGAGUGACAUUCGGCUGGUGGCAUGGACGUGGGUUUGGAGUCUGGCAUUGCUCGGAGCGUGGUGCAUCCCAGCAAAUGAAGUGAACCUGUUGGAUUCUCGUUCUGUGAUUGGAGACCUAGGAUGGGUGGCCUACCCUAAGAAUGGGUGGGAGGAGAUUGGUGAAGUAGACGAGGACUACGCCCCCAUCCACACCUACCAAGUGUGCCGGGUCAUGGAGCAGAACCAGAACAACUGGCUCCACACCAACUGGAUCCUGACUGAGGGCGCCCAGCGGGUCUUCAUCGAGCUCAAGUUCACCCUGAGAGACUGCAACAGCUUGCCUGGGGGGGUCGGAACCUGCAAGGAGACGUUCAACAUGUACUAUUAUGAAACAGAUGGAGAUGAGGAGGACAAUGGAGAGAUGAGAGAUGGAACAGGGAUGAUGGACGAGGAAGACAGGGUGAUGAAGGAGAGCAGAUAUAUCAAAAUUGACACCAUAGCAGCUGAUGAGAGCUUCACCGAGCUGGACCUGGGGGACCGUGUAAUGAAGCUCAACACUGAAGUGCGUGAUUUAGGUCCUUUAACCCAGAAAGGCUUCUACCUGGCUUUUCAGGAUUUGGGGGCCUGCAUUGCUUUAGUCUCAGUGCGUGUUUUCUACAAACGAUGCCCGUUACUAGUGAAGAGUCUAGCUGAGUUUGGCGCCACCAUCCCAGGUUCUGAGGCCUCACAGCUGGUGGAGGUCGUGGGUCGAUGCGUCAAUAACUCCCUGCCUUUAUAUGAGCCUCCCAGGAUGCACUGCAGCACAGAGGGAGAAUGGUUGGUGCCUAUUGGGAAGUGUGUGUGCCAGCCAGGCUUCGAGGAAAUCAAUGGGUCCUGUCAAGUCUGCAGAGUGGGGUUUUACCGCUCGCUGCUGGAGUCAUUGGUCUGCAGUAAAUGUCCACCCCACAGUGUGGCCAGGCAGGCGGGAGCCACCGCAUGCAGCUGUGAAGAUGGAUACUAUAAGAUUGACUCUGACCCUCCUAACAUGGCUUGCACACGCCCACCUUCUGCCCCGCGAAAUGCCAUCUCUAAUGUCAAUGAGACCAGCGUCUUCCUGGAGUGGUCCAUCCCCAUGGAGACAGGUGGCAGGAAGGAUGUGCGUUACAACAUCCUGUGCAGACAGGUCUUGCCAGAUGGAAGGGGCUUGGAAGAAUGCGGCCCUAAUGUACGUUUUCUGCCACGGCGACUUGGCCUGUCAAACACCUCGGUGAUGGUGGCCGACCUGCAGUCACACACCAACUACAGCUUCCUGUUGGAGGCUGUCAACGGGGUGUCAGAGCUAGCCAAGGACCACACAAAGCAGUAUGUGUCACUCAAUGUGACAACCAAUCAGGCAGCACCUUCUCCAGUCAGUGUGGUGAGGAAAGGUCAUACGGGGAAGAGUAGCAUCGCCCUUUCUUGGGCAGAGCCUGAUCGCCCUAACGGCAUCAUUCUGGAGUACGAGAUCAAGUAUUUUGAAAAGGAGCAGGACUCCAGUUAUACUAUAAUAAAAUCCAAGGAGACCGAGAUGGUGGUGGAAGGCCUCAAGCCCUCUUCAGUCUACAUCUUCCAGGUGCGAGCCAGGACCUCAGCGGGCUAUGGCACAUUUAGCCGACGAUUUGAAUUCCAGACCAGCCCUUACUUAACUGCUACCAGUGAGCGUGCUCAAGCUUCAGUAGUAGCAGUGGCCAUCACGUUGGCUCUGGUCCUACUGGCAGUAGUUGCUGGAUUCCUGCUCAGUGGACGGCGGUGCGGCUACAGCAAAGCAAAGCAGGACCCUGAGGAAGAGAAGAUGCACUUUCACAAUGGUCACAUUAAGUUCCCGAGGGUGCGUACCUACAUUGACCCGCUGACCUAUGAAGAUCCCAACCAGGCAGUGCAUGAAUUUGCCCAGGAGAUUGAUGUGUCUUUCAUCUCCAUAGAGAGAAUCAUUGGUGCUGGGGAGUUUGGUGAGGUGUGCAGCGGCCCACUGAGGCUGCCGGGGAAAAGAGAGAUGCAGGUUGCCAUUAAGACCUUGAAAGCAGGCUACACAGAGCAGCAAAGACGUGACUUCCUCUGGGAAGCGUCAAUCAUGGGCCAGUUCAACCAUCCAAACAUCAUCCGUUUGGAGGGCGUGGUGACCAAGAGCAAACCAGUGAUGAUCAUUACUGAAUACAUGGAGAAUGGAUCACUGGACACAUUCCUUAAGAAAAACGAUGGUCAGUUCACUGUAAUCCAGCUGGUUGGAAUGCUGCGUGGCAUCGCAUCUGGCAUGAGGUACUUGUCUGACAUGGGAUAUGUCCACCGUGAUCUAGCAGCUCGUAACAUCCUGGUCAACAGUAACCUUGUAUGUAAAGUCUCUGAUUUCGGCUUGUCCCGAGUCCUGGAAGAUGACCCAGAGGCUGCGUACACCACACGGGGUGGGAAGAUUCCUAUUCGCUGGACAGCUCCAGAGGCGAUCGCAUACAGGAAGUUUACCUCAGCCAGUGAUGUGUGGAGUUACGGGAUUGUCAUGUGGGAAGUGAUGUCAUACGGGGAGAGGCCAUACUGGGAGAUGUCCAAUCAAGAUGUAAUAAAAGCAGUAGAGGAGAGCUACAGGUUGCCGGGUCCUAUGGACUGCCCCGAGGCUCUGUACCACCUAAUGAUGGACUGCUGGCAGCGAGAUCGCAAUAACCGCCCCAAAUUUGAUGAGAUUGUUUGUUUAUUAGACAAACUCAUUCGCAAUCCCAGCUCAUUAAAAAAACUGGUUAACUCCUCACACAGGGUUUCCAACCUUUUGGUGGAGCAUGCCAGUUUAGACGGGGACUGCAGCACUCUGAGCCAAACUGUAGGAGAGUGGCUUGACUCCAUCAAGAUGGGUCGUUACACUGAACUCUUCAUGGAAGGGGGCUAUUCUUCACUGGAAACAGUGGCUCAGAUGACGUCUGAGGAUUUGCGGAGAGUCGGAGUGAACCUGGCUGGACAUCAGAAAAAAAUCAUCACUAGCAUUCAGGAAAUGAGAGUGCAUAUGAACAACACCAACUCUACUGUAAACAUCUGAUGCACAUGUACAGGCAUGCACACACACACACACACACACACACACACGCACAAUACAGUAUAUGGGCCUAGUAUGUGACAAAAACACUCAGAUUUGCUGUUGGACCUAGAGCGGCUUAGCACUUUCUGCAGACAUGGAAACCCAUGGAUCUGAACUGGUGGAUCCCUUGUUGUGUGGUUCUCAUGUGGAGUUUGCUUGUGGUGUUAUUGCGGAUAUUUGACAUUGCGGUGCUAAAACUGAACGACAACUGAUGUAAAGGGAACAUGAUGAUGAGAUUGCUGAACUGAAUUGCGUUGAACUCAAGUGAAUUAUUGCGAAUCAUGAGGAUUCUGAUGUCUCUGCACUGUUUGGAUUCUCUCAGAUCAGAUAUCUAUCACAAACUGCAGAUCUGUCGCAGAGCAAACAACACUUUUUGGCUGUAUCACAGAUGUGGGAGUUUCAUGCAACAAACUUUUUUCAGCCUGUCUCAGGUGAUCAGAACAGUACUGGCUUAUUCUCUGGAAGCACAGUUCUGUCAGGAGUCUGUGAACUGAACGCCAUUCUCAGGCAGGGUAAACAUAAUAAUGGACCAAGAGUGAAUUCUUCAUUAGUUUGACUCUUUGCUUUGCCAACUUCAUAUUCAGCAUCAUAUACAUUGUUAUCUUCCAAAGCAAUGCAAGAUGAUAUUACAUAAUUCCACCUUCAUUGUUUCAAAAAGGCUCAAUUUUAAUCUAGGUCUUAUUGAGCCUACAAAAGGAAAGUGAGAAAUAAUAGAAGGUUUUAGCCACUAAAAUGAUCUAUAUCUGUUCUCUGUGGCUGAAUGUAUAGCACUACACAGAACACAACACUCAGCUGCACCAUUAAACUGGUGUGGCUUGAUAUGUAAAUGCUGUCAAGUAGGCAAAGAAUGUGGCAAUAGAGCCAUUCUAGUCCUUAAAUCCAGCUACUGAAUGAAGCUGCAGAUUGCAUGAGGCAUCUGGCAGCUGAUUUGCUGUAAUUUGUGCUCUGAAAAACUGUAAGAAUCUCAACUAAGAUUUUGAUGGGAUCUUGACUGAUAGAACUCACCUGGAAAAUUGCCUCAUAUAAUGGAUACUCCACGCAUCUUUUAAUGGAACUUUCACUUUGAGUUUUAGGAACCUUUGUGCUAAUUUUCGAGCUGCAUUUCAAAUCAGUCAAAUGACUUAGCUGAGAGCCACGAAGAAGUGUUUACUGAAAUUCAUCUGGAACCUUUGCUCAGACACUAAUUCAUCCUCCACCCAGAGUCAUGAGAACCUUCAUUUGGAUUCAAAUGAAACACCAUCCAUGUCCAAACAACAGCAUCAGACAUUCAUAGUGAACAGGCAGACAGACCCUACCAGUAAGCCUGAGUAGAACAUUCAUUCCAGUGGAAAUUUCAUUAUGAAAAUUUGUGGAAUGUUCAGCUGAUCCUGAGUAGCAUUUGUUCAUGCUACUCAGAUUCUCAUGGAAUGGAUCACCCAGAUAUGAGUGGGUCAGUUUAGUGUUACUCUAAUGGAACCUUCACUCAAGUUCCAAUGCAACCUUCACUCAAGAGUGCACUCAGAUCUUCAUGGAGCCUUCACAUAGAACCAGCAGUCUUCAGGUACCGCAGAAAACCCUCAACAAUCCGUUCAGCUCACCAUGUCGCAGUCUCUCUCCACCAUAUGUCUGCCAUGCUACAAUAAACCGCACUCUCACUAGACUGCUGAAAAUAAGGAGGCAAUAUUGACAACAUAAUAAUCAUUUAUUUAUUUAUACUUGUUUUUAAAAAGUCUGCAAAAUGAUGUGCAGUUUGUGUUUCAUCAUUAUAUUGUCCCUUGGAUGACUGAGCAGCUCUGCCAUUAUGUUUUUCAUGUAUAUAAUGUAUUAUAUAUUUAAAGCAGGGAGCAUUGUUCUGUCAACCAUCAUGUGGAAAAGCUGGUAUUGAUCAAGCAGC
Molecule: messenger RNA, 5118 nt
Organism: Monopterus albus (swamp eel)
Lineage: Eukaryota; Metazoa; Chordata; Actinopteri; Synbranchiformes; Synbranchidae
Product: EPH receptor A5
Exons: 19
Coding region: 174-3206 (1010 amino acids)
Biological process (GO): protein phosphorylation; axon guidance; ephrin receptor signaling pathway
Cellular component (GO): dendrite; plasma membrane
Molecular function (GO): ATP binding; transmembrane-ephrin receptor activity; protein binding
Source: RefSeq, a predicted model, not a curated record